Athalia rosae (coleseed sawfly) is the source of this 5302-nucleotide messenger RNA. Its product is annotated as cell adhesion molecule 2-like. The transcript is spliced from 6 exons. Bases 1089 to 2006 code for a protein of 305 amino acids. Lineage: Eukaryota; Metazoa; Arthropoda; Insecta; Hymenoptera; Athaliidae. The record is from RefSeq and is a predicted model, not a curated record.
UCAGUUUGUGUACAAAUAUAUAUACAUGUAUGUAUUUAUGGUCCGGUUGAACCGCAGCGGGGAGGAAGCUUCGGUGGCUUGCAGUGGGAGGAAUGAAAUGGAACGGGGUUAGGUUGGAUUUUGGAAUCGCGGGGGUGUGUUGCACGUAUACCACCUCCGCGUACGCGUCUGUGCUCGUUUCCGUGUAGGCGCAGGUAUAUAGGUAUAGAGGUAUAAAGAGAAACAGAAGCCGGGUUCCCCAGGUUACAUGGGGCGCACGCCCCGACCCGGGCCGGACCUGCGCGCGAAGUAAUAAUUCGGAGGUGUGUGCGGGUUCGUUCUUGUGCUCUAGCCCCGUCGCGAUCGUUGACGUGAAUUUCCAACGGCGCAGGAACCGCUUCGACGAUUCAGCGCCGUUUUCCCACCCGCGCGAGGAUUCCCGUUUAUGUGUUAUAGAGGAACGGAGUGAAGUAGUUAUAUAGCUGCUCGAAAGAAGGAGUGCAGGCAGGAUACGUAUCGUAGGGUACCGCCGCAGUGUACCUUACAGGGGACGGGAUAUAUCAAGCGACGCGAACGUUUCCACUACCAAUUUUCCCUCUUCUCUCGCCUCCCUCGUCCCCGUCGUCCGUCUAUAUAGAUUUUUAAUUAGCUUAAAGUCUGAGCCGAACGUCAGACUUCGCGGGACGAAACUCGCGAUGUUUUGAUUUUCAAUCGAUGACGAUUAAGUAUUCUUCGGAGGCGUUAUAACCCGGGCGCGAAAUGGCGACGACUGCUGUCCCGCUCCCUUCGCGGAGGUGAAAAUCAUUUUUUUUUUCUCGUUCCAUUGAAGUUGGAGGAAAGAGGCGGAGAAAUUUCGAUACGAAACCGAUCCUCAAAUAUUGGGGAUGAAGACCGCAAAUGGUUUCAAAUGACAAAGUUCACUUAUAUUUUUCUUCGAAUUUUUUUUUAACCGCAGUGCAACGAGAGUUGUCAAGUUUCACGAAAAUGGAUAACAUCCGCUUAACAAAAACAUCGAAUCGUUGAUUCCAAAGAUCAAAGAUACGCCGGAUAUAUCAUCGGACGUAUCGAAAAAAUAAUAAAAAUUCUCAACACCUGAAGAAACCUCCGAGAUGUGGUCGCGGUUGUUCUACAUUUUUUACGCAACGUUGUUACUCCUCCUGCUGCUCAUCUCACCAGAGAUCGGAGCGUUGCGAAUGACGGCGUUACAAAUACCGCAGCACGUGGUGUUCAAUCAAACGGUCAAACUAGAGUGUCAUUUCAACCUGGACCAAGAAUCUCUCUAUUCCGUAAAAUGGUACAAAGAUGGUCACGAAUUCUAUCGACUCGUACCGAGGGACAAGCCGCCAGUCCAGGUCUUCGAGUUGUCCGGCGUGUCCGUUGACAUCGCAAACUCCACGGAACGUUCGGUAGUUCUUCGUAAUGUGGAUUUGUCUAGCACAGGACGAUAUCGGUGUGAAGUAUCAGCCGAAGCCCCAUCGUUUCAGACCGUCUCCGAUCACGCGGACAUGACCGUCGUCGUUCUGCCGAGGGAAGGACCGCAUAUUUCCGGACGUCUGUCGCGGUAUCGCGUCGGGGACGUAGUGCGGAUCAACUGCACUUCAGCUCCUUCGAAGCCCGCCGCCAUGUUGACUUGGUUUAUAAACGGAGAACCCGCUGAUGCUCGGUACUUGAGAGGGCCUCCCCAUAUCACGGGGGUUGACGCCGACGGCCUCGAGACCGCGAUGCUUGGUCUCCAGUUCCAAAUAACGUCGGAACACAUAAAACGUGGCGACAUGAAGUUCGAGUGUUUGUCCACCAUAGGAACAGUUUACGAAAAGAGUAACGUUGAAAGUGUUCGCGGGGUCGGAGUGGCUGCUGGAAAUGUAGACGGUGACGACCGAAACUCCCUGAAAGCACCCGAAAGCAGGGAGACAAGGGCGCAAAGUCACACGCGGAACGACCUAGCGCACGGAUCCAGCAGCAGGAGCUGGGCCACCGCCGGCCUGACGUCGUUUUUGAUAACGUUGACGAUUCUUCUAUCCCGAUAAUAUUUUUCCCACGUUGCUUCCGUAAGUAAAAGUCAUGAUCGUGAAUCGUAAAUAAUCGUCAUAAUACAUAUGUAUACAUGAAUAAUUGUAUCUAUAGUAGGUCGUAAGUCGUGUAUUAAAAUGAUUGAUACGAAUGUACAUCUUUGAUGUGAUUUUAUCACGAAGGUAUACGCAGCGGCAGAUCUAUUUCAAGCUUGAAUGAAACAAAAAUAAAAAAAGAGAAAAAGAAGUAGAUUAAAAAAAAAAAAAACUAAUAAAAAAUGGAAAUAGCAUUUAUGUAUAAUACAUGAGACGAUGCUUCGCGGUUCCAUGUGUUUCUACGUAUACAUAUACAUAUAUAUACGUUAUAGGUAUAAUCGAAGGAUAAAAAUGUACAGACAUGUGUAAAAAAUAUUGCUAAUACGAUCAGUUACAGCUCUAGGAAGAAAAAGACAUACAUAUAUAGUAUUUAUAGCAUUAACCAAGCGCUUUUUUUGGAUAAAAAAAAUUCAACCUCAAUUCGGAGAUGAAGAAAUUAGAGCUACGACGAUUUCGGAGUCCACGCAAUUUAUAAUUCCAUUAUAUAUAUUUUAUAAAUUUGUAUAACGCCAAUUUUACCGUCACACAUCACGUACCAUUUAUAUACCACGCAUAUCGGUGACGUCGAGGACACAGCGAUGCCCGAUUCGCUUGUAAGAAAGGGAGAAAAAAAAAAAAACAAGAUGGCCUGGACAAAUAUAAACCUAUAUGACGGAGAAAGCGAGGGAAAAUGGGAAACAAGAAAUGUAUAGUUUAUUCAAGAAGCAAGAAAAUUGACAAAGAUGUAUAUCUGCAUAAUUGAAGCAAGUACCUACACUCAGCUAUAUCGACCGUAUUUCUAUUUGAAUGUGUGAGUAUCGCGAGGUCGAGUGGUGAUCCUGGAAUAUACCUAAAUACAUAUACAUUGUGUACAAAUACAUGUGUGUAGAUAGAGAAACCAGCGCAUAUUAUUAUCGUUAUCAUUGUAUAGUUUAUGACAUACCCUAUGACGCGAAAAUAACCCGAUCAUCGUAUUUAUCGAAUUGAAGUCCGGGGAAUCGCCGAUCGUCGUCGCCGAGUGAUUAUACGAUUAUUCAUUAAAUAAUACAUAUAAUUAACGAGAGAAUUAAUUACGCUUGUGAGGAAGGAAGAGAAUAAAAAAAAAAGAAAAAAGAAACUUAAAAGUAUUGAAUAUUAUUAUAAUUAUAUACAACUUUGCGGAAAAUCAAUAUUUAGGUAUAUAACUUACGUUAUAAUGAAUGUACAGUAUUAUACUUAUAGUCACUGCAGGGGUUUAAGAAAAAAAAAAAAAAGAAAAAAGAUCAGACAAGGUUCACGAGGAUUUCAUUAGUCUGAAUAACAUUAUUAUAGGUGAAACAUUCUACUUCGCUAUACGAUUCUUGAGAGAGAAAUCGAACAUUAUGUUAUACAUACAUGCAAUAUAUACUUUUUAUUGUUCAUAUAUUUUUUAUCAUUCGUUUACAUAGUUUCUCAAUUAAUUUUAUUCAAACUUAUCGUUAUCACUGUACAGAAAACUUGCCACGUCGUUAGAAAUAAAGAAGGAAAAAAUUAAAUGUCCUCGAUGAAAAUUUACGUCAGUAUUAUUACAUUAUCUUUAUAGUUUAUUGAACCCGCAUAUAGGUAAAUAUAAACAAGUAUGUGCAUCGUGAAAUUUAAUACAUUAAUACUUAGAAAUAAUAUUAUGAUAAAAUGAAAUGCGAAACAGGUAAUCGGAGAUCUGCAUUAUACCGCACUUGUGAAUAUGUAAAUAAUUUUCAUGGUUAUACAUUAAUGAGAGAAAACAAAAAGAAAACAAAAAAAAAGAUAGAACGAACUUCGUUAUAUCCGAAUAAUUAAUACGACUAUCUGAUACGCUAUGAAAUAUAUAUAUAUAUAUAAAAUACAACAGGUAAGAAAAGAAAAAAUUAAAAAUAUUAAUAUUUAUAUGUACAACAAUCGUUACAUACGUGGUGCAGCAAAUAAUAGGCGUUAUUAAAGUUCUGUUACGUUUUCUUAAGAAAUAUUAUACGUUGUAGAUUAUGUAUUGCAUAGAGAAAAUUGCUGAAUAUACAUAUAUAUGUUAUAUAAUUACGAUAAGUUGUAUUAAAUUUUUGAGCAAUAGCCGCAAAUGUUAUAAUUAUCUUCAGUAGCGUAAUCGAUUUAUUGCCGAAUAUUUUUUCUAACGUUAUACAAUAUAUAUUCAAAUUUUAUCCUCAUUUAUAAUAUAUUUCAAGUCAGAACGAUCUGGUAUCGAUUUGACGAUUAUUACACAAGUACCUUCAGAAAAUCUGCUUCACCUUAAAUUUAUCGCCGAAAUCUGCAGUGGAACGUUUCUUUUUUUUUGUGCCACUUACUAUAAGUUCUUUUACAUUACGAGCAUAUUGUGGUAGGAGAUUAUGAACGGGACGUUAUUAUUACGUCUUAUAAUAAAUGAUGUCAGCAGCAGUAGGAGAAGAAGAAGAAUCGGAAAAAGAAAAAAAAAAAGAAAUGGAGUGUAGUUAAUGUACUUUAAUAAAGAGUUGCUGCCCACUUGGAAAUAUUUAAUUAAUAUAGAACACGUCUAUAAUUGUAAUGGGAGAACGUAGACGAGCGACAGCAGCGUACGAAUGUCUGCACAAAUUGAAAAAAUAUGAAAAAAAAAAAAAACAAAAACCACAAAUAAUAUAUAAAAAUCAGAGGUGCAGAAACUGGUGUACAACAAUCUAGGCGAAUUGAAAUUAGUAACAAAGAGGAAGAGAAGAAUACAUGUAUACAGAAUUUUGUUGAAUUUUCUAUAGAUGAUUUGUUCGCUGAUUUUUUCUUUCGGAGAUCAUCAAUUCUCAAUUUCAAUCAUUUGUCCAACUGAUUAAAUUAUGUGAUCUCCGCAAGCUUCGGCGUUAAACUAUACGAUAUUGUAACCUAUGGUAUAUGCACAUUUCUCGUAUGUAUAUGAUAAAUGUAUCGGUAAAUUGAUUAUUACUUUUGGAUCGAAAAAUAAAGCUUAGUUUGUUCAAAAUUUUUAUCAAAUCAAAGUGAAGCGAAGGUGAAAUAAUUAGAUCAUUUAGAGGCUGUAUGAAACGCAGCUGCGUUGUAGAUGCUAAUCCAUGCGGAGGAUAUUAGAAAGAAAAAAAACCUCGAAGAAAAUAAUUAAGCAGAUUUUUCUAACGCGAUAUAAUAAUUUAUAAUGAGCAUACCCAAUACUCGUUUGUAAUAUUCAUUCGCAUUCGAACGGUCCUAUUAUUACAUACGUAUUACUGUGUAUGAAAAAAUUAUAUCGAGUAUAAAAUAAUAACAAUGUAAUAAAGUAAUUUUCAUCCGAA